This is a messenger RNA of Myripristis murdjan (pinecone soldierfish), 502 nucleotides long. RefSeq names its product NADH:ubiquinone oxidoreductase subunit B4 (gene ndufb4). NCBI's taxonomy places the organism in Eukaryota, Metazoa, Chordata, Actinopteri, Holocentriformes, Holocentridae. The transcript is spliced from 3 exons. Gene Ontology annotation, cellular component: mitochondrion; respiratory chain complex I. Bases 38 to 421 code for a protein of 127 amino acids. The record is from RefSeq and is a predicted model, not a curated record.
AAAAAAAACAAGAAGAAGAGUCCGUCACAAGGCAAACAUGGCGGACUAUCGAGAAGCGCCCUUGGCCACUCGGCCAAAAACACUGGACCCAAAUGAAUAUUUCAACCUGUCUCCGGAGCAGCGGCGUGUCGAGGAGGAGAGGGCGGCUCUGCGGGCCAACCUGAAGAGGCAGUACCAGCUGCAGCUCAACAACCCGCACAGGAAGGAGCUGAUCGAGGACCCUGCCCUGACGCGCUGGGUAUACGCACGCACCAACCCCUACUUCCACUUCAGGGCCACAAACAAGACGUCUCUGUUUGGUGCACUGUUUGGAGUUGUGCCACUGGUUGUCCUCUACUACACCUUCAAGACAGACAGGGAUAAGAAGGAAGAUCAGAUCAAGGCCGGGACCCUCGAGCGCAAGUUUAGUCUAUCAUCCUGAGCUCCCCUGUAAAGACCACCUAUAUGUUCUAUUGAUAAAGUCAGUGUCUGUAAUUAUUAUUGAGUGAAUAAAAUGAUGUCA